AUGGAAUUGAGUGCGGAUACUCCUCUAUCUACACUGGAAAUUCCUCCACAGCUUGGAAAACGCCAGGAGACGUUGACAUCGGCUCUUGUGUCUGCAGAGUCAUCAUCGGGCUCAACAAACACGGUAUCAUCUACCCCAUCUUCGUCUUCUACAUCGUCGACGAGUGCAGCAACGCCGACCAUAAUCGACUUCCCCACCCCUAAUGGACCACCGCUCCUGCAAAUCGGGAGCUACAAUUGUACAUCUCUGAUGACGCUGGAUUUGCUCACGGGUAUCGUAGAGGACUUUCUCGAGAUUACAGCUACUACGACUGAUGCUGAGAUAACCAUGUUCACGUUCAACGUGCAUGCUGCCUCGUCCAUCACCGAUCCGGACGCCCCAGCACCGAACCUUGCGCAAGACCAGCUUCCUGAAGACGGGCAACUCCUUAGUGAUGUGUUGCAGGGUAAUCUUUCCGAUAACACCCUUACGCCAAACGCGUUGGAUGACCAACGCGCAAACUUAAACAGCUCGUGGUAUGACGUUGAUUGGUCCAACCGCCCAUUGAUUGGUUACUACGAUGACUCCAAAAAUGCCGAUGGACAGCUGUUCACACAAAGUGGAUGGCCUACAGAAGCUUUCAUGGAGUUCAAGCAGCUACGUCGGGUUGUCGUUAGUUACGGCACAAUCGAUCCGCAAAUGGACAAGUACAACUUCGGACCAGAUCUCGAAUACGUUUUCCCUCCCGGAACUAUCAUCGACGAGCAGUCAGUAUCGAUUGGCUCCGAUGGGCGUGUAACUUCUGGAUGCUUGUUUGCGUCUUCCGACAACACCUUGACUUCAACAAGAAACUCGUCUUGGGCUCUCGCUGAUGCACCGUCACUUGAUGUUAGCGCGACGCCGGACUUUCAGUCAACUAUACCUUCCAUUACCAAUCUUACCGCCUGCGGCAUCACACCCUUCCUCAAUCAAACCCUCGCAAACACAACUGCAGACAAGAAUCCUUUACCCUACGCCGCAUACGUACACUCAACAUUAUGGACCUUCGCACCUGGGCAGCCUCUCAAUUCCUCUGGAGAAGGCGACGACACAAACGACAACCGCUGCGUCGUCAUGAUGAAGUCGCCAUAUCCACAGCGCUGGCGCAUAGAAGACUGCAACCAACGCCAUCGCGUGGCCUGCCACGAUCCACGACAACCCUACAAUUGGCGUGUAUCGGACGACUCAACCUACUACGCGAACGCUGAGGGCUAUUGUCGGGACCCAUAUCAGUUCAGCGUACCUCACACCGCGCUGGAAAACUCACAUCUUUAUUCUGCCUGGCAAGCUGCCGCUCCUGAUGAAGAUGCGCUGUACAUCAACAUGAACAGUCUGAGUGUGCCGGAUUGCUGGGUCAUUGGACUCAAUGCGACGUGUCCAUAUCUUCCUACUACUGACACCAACCGUACGCGUAUUGUCGUUGUGCCGACAGUUGCGGCUGCCUUCCAUCGUCAACCAAUCACUGACAUCAACCUCAAGAGCAUGUUGCGCAAGUUCUCAUCCAAGAUCGCCGCUCAUCGCUCAGCUGAGUCACCGAAGAACAGUCCGCAGUCCUCAUACCAACCCUCUCACUUCUCGACCCCAGCGCGAAAACCAUCGUUCCACGGCUCUCGCUACUCGGAACUGCCACCAUCGGGCCCCGUUCCAACGCCACGCUCUUCAGACAGAGCACCAUACUCUGCCACCGGCACGCCACGCGGAUCCGAUGGCGCACCCUACUCCGCAACCCAUACAUCACACUCGUCCUCGCAACCUCCCAUAUCCCUCGCCGAGACACCACGAUCCUCAGCCUCCGCCCCUCGUCCGACCGUAAAACACUACCUCAGCCCACCCCCACCGAACAUCCCCUACGACGAAGCCGCAUGGGCCAAACACGACUACCUCCUCUACUCCGUCUCAGCCCGCGCCUUGAACCUACACCGAAUGACCCUCGAUAUCGAAGCCCGAUGGCGAGCUGCCGAAGCCGCUACACCGCCCUCGAAACAAUACACCAUCGGUCGCGCAGCACACAUUCCUACAUUAGUAGAAGUACAUCAGUUGUUAGCGCGGAUCAAUACACUGAAGAGUGAAGAGCGAAGAUGGAGAAAAGACUGGCAUCCGAGGAGUCCGAUGCUAAGGUAUCCCGCUUGGGGGAAUGUGUAUGGCGAGGCUAUGGGUGUUAGUGCAGGGGAGGGAGAGGCGCCGUGGGAUGUGGUUCAGAAGCUGGAUGCAAUGGUUGAGGGGUUAAUGGAGAGGGUUAAGGAGAUAUGA
Molecule: messenger RNA, 2268 nt
Organism: Alternaria triticimaculans
Lineage: Eukaryota; Fungi; Ascomycota; Dothideomycetes; Pleosporales; Pleosporaceae
Exons: 3
Coding region: 1-2268 (755 amino acids)
Source: RefSeq, a predicted model, not a curated record